AUGGGUGCAAGGUCCACCCUCAAUGCCUUGUGUCUCUAUCUCCUCGCUUUGAGCUUCACCGCUACUGCCCAGGUAGGCCUCAGGGAACAGGUCCUGAGCACUUUCAUCUAUACUAGAUAUGGCGAUAGAACCCCCUUUGUCCUGCCCAUUUCGCCCACUUUGACGCCUCUCGGUGCUCAACAACUUUUCGAGGCUGGCGACAGGGUUCGUCAGAGGUAUCUGGUGCCGGUCAACGGCGAGGCUGAGUCGACGGCGAUCCACGGCAUCGCAUCGUAUCAGUUGGAGUACGAUCAACUAAGCAUUGUGUCGACAGACGAUCAGUAUGUGUUUGCUUCCGCUCAAGCAUUCCUUCAAGGACUGUAUCCGCCAUUGCAGACCUCUUCCAACUAUACCUAUAUUGCUGGUCAAAGUACUAUCCAGAAUGGUACAAAUCUGGUGGCUCCUCUCAACGGCUAUCAGUAUCCGAAUAUCAAUUCUGUGUCCGGUAAUGAUCUCAACUCGAUUUGGGUCAGUGGAAUGAGCAAUUGCCCUGCUUAUGUCGCAUCAACAAAUGACUACUAUGGCACUGGGUCCUUUGAGAGCAUUCAGAACAGUACGAGGGAAUUCUAUCAAAGUCUGCAGCCGGACUUUUUGAAUGGAAUUUUCUCAGACGCAUCCGUUGGCUAUUAUGAUGCAUAUUACAUCUAUGACUAUCUCAACUAUGCGUCAAUCCACAACACAAGUGCGGCACAGCUUCUGUCCCCAGAAGUUCUUACCAAAGCGAAGAUCCUGUCUGACGACUGGGUCUUUGCUCUAAAUGCCGACGUCGCGGCUUCAGGAUCUACUCCUGGUGACCACAUACGAGCGAUAGCUGGUCGCACGCUCGCCACGAGGAUCCUUCAAGCCUUCUACACGACCAUCAACACCCAGGGGAAUUCAGACAAGAUGACUUUAUUCUUUGGAAGCUUCGAGCCCAUGGUCGCAUUCGCAGCUCUUGCUCAGCUAGUCUCCCCUCAGAAUGCAGCAUUCUACAAUGUUCCAGAGCCAGGCUCCAGUUUCAUUUUCGAGCUGUACACACUACAAUCUGAAGAAAUCGACACCUAUCCAGACACAUCAGAUCUCUUUGUCAGAUUCCUCUACCAAAACGGAACAGGACCUUACUCGUCCCUGGUGGAGUACCCUCUGUUUGGGCUCAGCCCCAGUCAGACCAGCAUCACCUUCGUAGAUUUCAUUGCCGGCUUGCAGAAUUUCAUGAUGUUCAGCGUGGAGGACUGGUGCACGACCUGCAACAGUUUCAUCGUCUUCUGCCCAGCCUUCACCGGCACGGAUGGUAAUCUCAACCCAACCACUGGGUUUUCUCCCAGCCGUCAUGGCCUAUCGCCAAUCGUGGCUGGUGUCAUUGGAGCUGUUGUCACUCUCGCAGUGGCUCUUCUCCUUUUCGCUAUGGUGAUGUUGCUUGGAGGUGUGAGAAUCCACCGGGUCCAUACCAAACGCAGGUCCGAGUUGGGAGGGUUCAAGGGCGGGGCGAAACUCGCCAGUGACCAGGAUCUCACCCUGUCCAAGGGCGGUGUAGGCGCCGUCGUGGUUGCUAGUGAGGAUCCAGCCCAUCCAUCCCCUGUGAGAGGCCACGAACGUGUUGGAAGCUGGGAACUCAGAGACCAAGCAAAGGCUGAGGAGGCUCAGGGGCGAGUCCUCAAUCCAGUUGCAGGUCAACCGCGACGACCAAGUUAUGAAGAGGACGACAUGCCGAUCAAUCCUUUCACGCCUGCUGUCACUCCGCACAACCAUGUAUGA
Molecule: messenger RNA, 1773 nt
Organism: Fonsecaea pedrosoi CBS 271.37
Lineage: Eukaryota; Fungi; Ascomycota; Eurotiomycetes; Chaetothyriales; Herpotrichiellaceae
Exons: 2
Coding region: 1-1773 (590 amino acids)
Biological process (GO): dephosphorylation
Molecular function (GO): phosphatase activity
Source: RefSeq, a predicted model, not a curated record